GCUCUAUCUUUCCUUUUAUUCACCCACCUCCCCCUUCCCUCAACACUGUCCAGCCUGAAGGAAUCAGAAUGAACAAGACUGUGGCCGUUAAGACACUGGAUCCACAACACCUGGGCCAGAACGGUGUGCAGCGAGUGGAGGUCAAGGCUGCAGACCUCAGUGACCAAGUCCCUGACACAGAGUCAGAAACCAGGAUCCUCCUGCAGGGGACCCCAGUGGCCCAGAUGGCAGAGGAGGCCAUUGAUGGGCAGCAGCUGGGGCACCUCAUUGUGACCCCCUCGGGCUGUGGAGAGCAGAACAUGAUCUACAUGACGCCCACUGUCAUCGCGGUGCACUACCUGGACCACUCUGAGCAGUGGGACAAGUUUGGCAUUGACAAGCGGCAGGAAGCCGUGGAUCUCAUCAAGAAGGGGUACACGCAGCAACUGAGCUACAGACAUCCCAACAAGGCCUUUGCGGCCUACCAGAGUCGGAAGUCCAGCACCUGGCUGACAGCCUACGUGGUCAAGGUCUUCUCUCUGGCCACCAACCUCAUCACCAUUGACUCCGAAGUCAUCUGUGGGGCUGUCAAGUGGCUGAUCCUGGAGAAGCAGAGGCGUGAUGGAGUCUUCCAGGAGGAUUCGCCCGUUAUACACCAAGAAAUGAUUGGUGGCUUGAAUGAUGCUGAGGAGAAAGAUGUGUCCCUCACAGCCUUCGUUCUCAUCGCACUGCAGGAGGCUAAAGAUAUUUGCGAGGGACAGAUCAAC
Molecule: messenger RNA, 746 nt
Organism: Myotis brandtii (Brandt's bat)
Lineage: Eukaryota; Metazoa; Chordata; Mammalia; Chiroptera; Vespertilionidae
Product: complement C3 alpha chain-like
Exons: 6
Biological process (GO): complement activation
Source: RefSeq, a predicted model, not a curated record